CCCUUUAAUCCCUUGCAACGACCGCCUCCCCCACUUCUUCUCUCCGUCGCUAGAUCUCCAACCCCCCUUCGCCGGUCGGAGAGUCGCCCCGUCGCUCCUAAUCCCCAGUCCCCGCCUCUCGUCUUCUCCCCACCGCAUAUCUCCUCCUCGUUCCGGGGUUCCGUCGUCCUCGCCCCUCGAUCAGCGAGGAAGUUGAGUGAAAUCGAAGAAAAGGGAUUUUGAGCGGCUUAUUUUUUUUUUGUUUCCCAGGAAAUUCCGUUACUAGAUCUCCAAUUUCUAAUUCGUUGUUCCGAAUUAGAUGAAAAGAUCCGAUUUUUAGCCCUCCCGGUUCCCAAAGAUUGGAUUUUUAUUUCGAUUUGGGUCUAGAGGUUCUGGUUCUUCGUCUUCUCGAGGUCUUUGUUUUAAGAUCAUGGCGGCGACGGCGUCGUACUGGUGCUACAGGUGCAGCCGCUUCGUGUGGGUUUUGCCAGAGGACGCUGUCGUCUGUCCUCAUUGCGAGGGGGGGUUCCUCGAGGAGGUGGAUACCCCUCCCCGCCUCGCUGCCACGGGGGAGACCCGUCGCCGGCGGUUCCCUGCCCAUCCCCCUGCCCCUGAUCGCCAGGCCGACGCGCGGAUGCGCCGCAACCGCCGGGCCUCCGCCGUUGACUCCCCUUUCAACCCCGUCAUCGUCCUCCGUGGCCCGUCCGACGGUGGCGGCGGCGGUUCCGGUUCAGAUCGCGCGGCCUCCGGCAACUUCGAGUUCUACUACGACGACGGGGACGGCACCGGUCUCCGUCCCCUGCCUUCCAGCAUGUCAGAGUUCCUGAUGGGAUCGGGAUUCGACCGCAUCCUGGACCAGCUCGCCCAGAUCGAGAUGCAUGGGGUCGGAGGUGGGCAGGGGUACGACCACCCGCCGGCGUCGAAGUCCGCCAUCGAGUCGAUGCCCACCAUCGAGAUCGCUGCCAGUCAUGUCAGCACCGAGUCCCACUGUGCUGUCUGCAAGGAGCCGUUCGAGCUGGGUGCCGAGGCCCGGGAGAUGCCCUGUAAGCACAUCUACCAUCAAGAUUGCAUCUUGCCGUGGCUCUCCCUCCGGAACUCGUGCCCCGUGUGCCGCCAAGAGCUGCCCUCGGAUGUUCCCAGAUCCCCGGAGUUGGAUGGCAAUGAUGAUAUGAUCGGGCUCACAAUUUGGAGGCUUCCAGGUGGUGGGUUUGCAGUUGGGAGGUUCACCAGUACAAGGCGAACCGGGGAUCGAGAGGUUCCUGCCAUCUACACGGAGAUGGAUGGUGGAGCCAAUGCUGGGGGUGCGCCGAGAAGGAUUUCCUGGUCCUCUCGGGGGACUCGGUCGCCGGAGAGCGGAGGAAUUCGCCGAGCAAUUCAAAAUAUCUUCUCAGUUUUUAGGUGUAUACGGCCUUCCUCUCCUAGAUCGAAUUCAGAGUCUGGGUCAUCGUCUUCCCGGAGAAGCCGGAGUGGCCCUCUUACAGUGAAUUCACGGGGGCGCCUCGGUUGGGCAUCGGAAGAUAGAAAUGAGAAUGCAAUAGCAAGGUGGUAAUGGAGACAGGAAAAAAAGAGAAUUUGUGAAAAGCUGAAGCUCAGUUAUGUUCUACUUCCACUGUAAAUACAAAAGCAAUGGAAGCAAUUCCUGCACUGCUUGGUUCCAAUCGAAGCUGUUCCUUGUGGAAGACAAAGGAAGAACCGAAGAAGUUGUCUGAGAUGCCGCCUGCGUUGGAAAUUAUGAAGGUUAAGCCUUCAUGCACCAUGCUUAUUGCAAAUGUUAUGAGUCAGAGAUUCAUUAUUGCUACUAUUUUUUUAAGUUGUGUGCUAAAGUUGCCCCCCUUUUUUCAAGCUUAUGUUGUCAUAUGAUCCAUCUUUUAGUGUAUCCAACCUUUGGAUUAUCUGCUCUCCUCAUUAUACAUGGAGCAUCGAGAUCUAUUGUCACUCAAGUGUUGGGCAUUAUCUCGAGGUUCUCCUUUUGAAUUAUGUUUAGCUUGUUAUAAUUUCGGUUUAACUGGGUUGCAUGAACUGCCAUGAUUGUUUAACAAAUACUCGAUGGUCUGUACUCUAUUGGAUCGGGGAGUUUGCAUCUAGCUAACCUCAACUGUGAUUGGAUUUUGUUAUCUGAUAAUAGUUCCUCAUUGCUAUCUACAAGUUCAAGACUUGCUGCACUUUUGGGUUGAUUAAGUUAACUGUUAUGUAAAUAUUUGUGGUGUUAUUGUUAAUUGGCAUCGAAAUCCAUCUAGUGCAGUGAGAAAAUACAUUGGUCUUCUUUAUGCAUCAUGUGGUGGUGUACUUCUGCUGUUCCUUUAAUUACAGUGCUAAUUGGCAAUGGUGAGUUGUUCUCGCUUUCGCAUUAAUCUAUGCAGACUUUCUUUGGUGCAUGUUCCUGCGAUAGCAAUUUCGCCCUAGAUGCUCAUAGUUUGUGCAAAUUUCUUGUUAUGUAGAUGAAAGUAGCUCCGCAUUUAUUUCCAUUAUAUAGAGAGGAAAAUGUAGCAUGUGGUGCGAUCAAAUCAGUACUUUGAUUAUUGGAAUAGAUAUCCUUGUGUUGGAUGCAGUUCUAAGUGCUUAAUUAUUCUUAUUUGGAUGGACCAUCAUUGUUUAACUCUUCUGUCCGCUGAGAUUUGAUUCCAAAAUUCUGUUUCUAAAUCAAAGAAUCUUGACCCUGUAAGCCAUUGUUGACCUUUUGCUUAUUCAUCUGUCCUGCUUUUGUAGGUUUUCUAAAUUUCCUUCCCCAGUUGCGGCAAUGUUGAAAUGCUAUCCUUUCUCCUGGUUAUUCUGUAGUAGCUGACCGGUUCUCUAAUAUUUGAAAAACCAUGCUAAAAAAUAUACCAAUGGUUGGUUUCAGUUCAGUUUUCUUCAGAUAUGGUUGCGUAGUUACAACCCUGAGAAACUCUUUGGCUGCUGCUAUGGUGGUAUAUAACUGCUGUUAUAGGGUAGCUGGCGUCCGUUCCUAAUUUCUGUAAGAGGUGUUCUUGUUAUUUUCUUGCAGGGUGGAUGUACUUGGUCUUAAAUUA
Molecule: messenger RNA, 2987 nt
Organism: Phoenix dactylifera (date palm)
Lineage: Eukaryota; Viridiplantae; Streptophyta; Magnoliopsida; Arecales; Arecaceae
Product: E3 ubiquitin-protein ligase RDUF2-like
Biological process (GO): protein ubiquitination
Cellular component (GO): cytoplasm
Molecular function (GO): ubiquitin protein ligase activity
Source: RefSeq, a predicted model, not a curated record